AUGAUGGGAGGAAUGAUGCCUCCAGGAAUGAUUCACCCUGGAAUGCAACAGGGUCAGCAACCUGGAAUGCCUCCAAUGUCACAAGGUCCAACUGGCUUUCCCGGAAAUGACCAACGAUUCCAGCCUCCUGGUGGCGUUGGGGGUCCUGGUGGCCCUGGAGGUCCUGUCGGCCCCGGAGGUCCUGUCGGCCCUGGAGGUCCCGGAGGCCCUUGUGGAUUUAUGCCUCAAAAUCCACAGCAAAACAUGCAAACGCCUCCUUUAUCAUCUCCCCAGGCGCAACCCGGUCAGCUUCCUUCAUUUGAUCCUAGAAUGAACGGUCCAGGAGUCGGCCAACCUGGUUCUCAGCCUCCUGGACCAGCGACGUCAUUGCCCUCUGACUUCAUGAAUCCGCCCAGCUCCAAUCCCACUGACGACCCUCUAUCGGAAAUCACCGGAUUAGAUCCACUAUCGGAUUCAAAGACGGAGCCAAAUUUCAACAGCCAGAUGGACCUGAGCGCGAUCAUGAACUCGAUGCAAAGUGGCGCCCCAAAUCAAGAAGAAAACUCGGCAGCUCCCAAGAGCGAACCAAUGGCAUCAAAUCAAUCCGAAAUGCCUUCCAUCGCGCUGCCAAAAAGUGAGCCGAUCAAGACGGAUUCUCCGAUGGAUAUUGCCACUAGUUCUGCGGAGCCACCUAAAGCCGAGUUCCCCAAGAUGGAGCAAAUGGAAGCGAAAAUGGAACCUCAAUGA
Molecule: messenger RNA, 726 nt
Organism: Oikopleura dioica
Lineage: Eukaryota; Metazoa; Chordata; Appendicularia; Copelata; Oikopleuridae
Source: the annotation of a GenBank genome assembly